Messenger RNA from Tribolium madens (black flour beetle), 1029 nucleotides. Its product is annotated as MKRN2 opposite strand protein. NCBI's taxonomy places the organism in Eukaryota, Metazoa, Arthropoda, Insecta, Coleoptera, Tenebrionidae. The record is from RefSeq and is a predicted model, not a curated record. The coding region runs from base 246 to 890 and encodes 214 amino acids. The transcript is spliced from 4 exons.
AGGUAAAAGUUUUAUGACCGCACGGCCUACUACGAGAACGGUGUCGGUGAUUCCGUAUUGUAUUCAGUUGUUUACUGUUCGUUGUGCAAGUAGGAGGCUGUGAUCUCAUGUUUGUUUCACGUUUAUUUUCGCAGCAAAAAUUAUGAUCAUUGCAAAGAAAUAAGAGAAAAAUGAUUGCAAAAUGGAGUCGUCAUUGUGAAGGUCUUGGAGGGAAUUUUGCUAAGAUUGCCAAGAGGUGAUUCGUAAUGAAAGUAAUGGAUCCGGGUAUUGUUUGUUUCCAACACUGUGGUCCUAAAAUUUUCUGCUUCUUACUGCCGGAAACAUGUCCAGUAUGCGGAGCAGAUCUUUCGCAAACAAACUUUUCUCUCUUGCCCUUCAGAGUUCCGUACCCGUUCAUUCGAGCAUCACAGUAUCCUUGUUCUGUAAUUAUAAAACCAACAUCCGGUGAUUUUUUAAACGAUUACUACAAUUCGAUGGAUUUGCAUAUCGGCGUUACGACUUCAACGGGAACCAUCGUAGAAUUCGACAAAAACGGCCUAAGAAGACACCGGAGUGAACAAUGGAACCAGUGCUUACUCCUCGAUCAAGUUCCAAGUUCCUGGACGGAACAUUGGGACAACACUUUGUUCCAAGUUUGUAAACAAAAAUGCUGGUCGUCUAAAGCCUACAGUGAAAAUAGACAUAAUUGCUAUACUUUCGUUUUAACAUUUUUAAUGAAUUUACAUUAUGGAAAUUUGAGCGAAGCAGCGAGUAAUAAGACGGCUUUUUGUGAAAAAUUUAUUGUGCCUAGAACAACUUCCGCGGGGAAAUAUAUUUCACUUUAUAGGAAAUUAAAAGAAAGUGAUUUUUAUGUGCAUAGGACUUUACAUGGGACGAACGGUGCUAAAUAAUUGUUUUAUUACUAAAAAAAGCAAUCCAAUAGCUAGUAGUAGUUUUUUAUUUAAUACACAUGUAAUAUUCCUAUAUUGUUGGAUUUUGUAUGUAAAUGUUGUUAUAAUAUAUUAAUAAACGAUGAAUUAGUAUUACUUA